This is a messenger RNA of Plenodomus lingam JN3, 270 nucleotides long. The record is from RefSeq and is a predicted model, not a curated record. NCBI's taxonomy places the organism in Eukaryota, Fungi, Ascomycota, Dothideomycetes, Pleosporales, Leptosphaeriaceae.
AUGCCAGCCGCCCGAGGCGCGUUGGACAAGGAAAGAGGAGAGAAGAAGAAGAAGAAGAAGAAGAAGAAGAAGAAGAAGAAGAAGAAGAAGAAGAAGAAGAAGAAGAAGAAGAAGUUCACUCUCACUACUUCACUCUCACUACUUCACUACACAGCAUCGCACUGUAAAAGAGGCAAAGCAAUGCGGUUGCUGUCAGCCUUGGAUGACUUGUCUAAGUGGGAGCGAGUCUGCUAUGCACAACCUCGCAAUCAUGCACAUGUUGCCAUGUAG